Messenger RNA from Canis lupus familiaris (dog), 1387 nucleotides. Its product is annotated as cationic amino acid transporter 3-like. Gene Ontology annotation, cellular component: plasma membrane. Gene Ontology annotation, molecular function: amino acid transmembrane transporter activity. Gene Ontology annotation, biological process: transmembrane transport; amino acid transport. Lineage: Eukaryota; Metazoa; Chordata; Mammalia; Carnivora; Canidae. The record is from RefSeq and is a predicted model, not a curated record.
UAACACCAUUGUUCAGUAAAUAUUUACCAUUUACUUAGGCAUUAUGGAAUGACAGCACGUACCAGAUGAAAUAUGAAGCAGCAUCUUUGAAGCCUGAGCAAAGGAACUCAGCAGCCCCAACCCAUUUCAGCUUAACUCAGCCUCACGGAAUCAGAUCACAGACUCUCUCCACUCUGGGCUUGCUACAGCGCUGAUCAUAGAAUCCUCUUCAAUUCCAGCUGGAAUGCUGUGUCAGGCACUUCGCAGAUUUGGUCAAAAGCUGGUACGCAGACGUACAUUGAAGCAAGAUGUGACCCAGAUCAGAUAUUUGAACACACUGGAUUUAGUGACCCUGGGUGUGGACCGCACAGUGGGUAUAGGUGUAUAUGUCCUGGCUGGGGAGGUGAUCAGUAAUCAAGCAGGACCUUCGAUUGUGAUCUGCUUUUUGGUGGCUGGCCUAGCCUCGUUGUUGGCUGGGCUGUGCUAUGCAGAGUUGAGUAUCCGGAUUCCUCAUGCUGACUCUGCAUAUGUCUACACCUAUGUCACUGUAGGUGAACUUGGUGCUUUUGUCACUGGCUGGAACCUCCUCCUCUUCCUUGUUGCUGAUGGAGUUGUGUUGGGUUGGGUGUGGAUGUUAAUUUUUGACAAUCUGCGUGGGGACCAGAUAUCUGAGACCCUGACUGAGAACAUUUCAUCAUAUGUUUCCCGUGUCUUUGAAAAAUAUCUAGGCUUCUUUGUUACGUGUUUUGUAUUCUUCCUCACUGAUUUCUGGUAUCUGUGGGUUUUUGAGUGUUCCCAGAUUUCCAAAUGGUUCACAUUGGUUAAAGUUUUCUUUCUCAGUUUUGUCAUCAUCUCUGGCAUCAUUAAGGAUCUGCGCAACUGGAAGCUCACAGAAGAGGACUACGUGAAGGCUGGACUCAAUGACACCUCUAGUUUGAGCCCUCUGGGCUCUGGAGGAUUCAUGUCUUUUGGCUUCCAGGGGAUUUUCCGUGGCGCAGCUACCUGCUUCUAUGCUUUUGUUGGUUUUGACAACAUCGUGACCAGAGGUAAAGUAACCCAGAAUCCCCAGCAUUCUAUCCCUAUGGGCAUUGUGAUUUCACUGUUCAUCAGCUCUUUGUUGUAUUUUGGUAUCUCUGCAGCACUUACACUUAUGGUGCCUUACUACCAGCUUCGACCUGGUAGCCCCUUGCCUGACGUAUUUCUCCAUAUUGGCUGGGCUCCUGCCUUCUAUGUUGUAACUUUUGGAUUUUUCUGUUUUCUUUCUGCAUGCAUCUUAAACUUUACAGUCCCCAUAUAUAGUCAUAUAAAGAUGAUGGCAGACGAUGGCCCAGUCCUUUGCCACAUCCUCCUGGGGGACCUCAGGAUAAGAAAAGCAUCCCAUCUGGGGCCCAUGUGCCAUUCCGAGUGA